Eurytemora carolleeae is the source of this 1737-nucleotide messenger RNA. RefSeq lists its product as uncharacterized. The transcript is spliced from 17 exons. The record is from RefSeq and is a predicted model, not a curated record. The coding region runs from base 27 to 1706 and encodes 559 amino acids. NCBI's taxonomy places the organism in Eukaryota, Metazoa, Arthropoda, Copepoda, Calanoida, Temoridae.
AGGAAUAACAAUCUAAGAAAGAUAAAAUGCUGAGUAAUGUGAGAUUCGUCUGCAUCAUUGCUUUAAGCAUUUCAAUCAUAUCUACAAAUAUUCAAGCCGUCCCAACCGAUGUUUACUUCAUGAAUAAAUAUUCUGAUUUGAGGACGGAGAGUUGCUAUAGUUGUAAAGAUCAAGAGUGUGUAGUUACUCAGGCAGAUUUUAAAUACUCUUCAAAGAUGACUGUUUGCUUCAGACAGUUUCCAUUUGUUUACAAAUACCCUCAAGCACUCUGGUCUGUCAUAGCAUCCAUUGGAACUCUUAAUGAAGAUGAAACCUUUUUCAAAGAAGGUAUUGCGUAUGGCGUUUGGAAGACAGGUCCCUGGCUUGGAUUUAAAUAUGGAGAUAAUGAGGAAUGGAUUGGGCUUGGAACCAAAGUAUAUGAACUUCAGACCUGGCAACAUACAUGUUUUACUUUAAAUAUGGAAACAGGAAAUAUUCAGCUUUUUGAAAAUGGAAAGAAAUCUUUCGAUGUGAACUGGGAUAUUUUGGUAACAUUCUGGAAAAAUGUGAGUGAAACCUUCACAGUGGCCUCUCCAAGUUGUUGGUGGAGAGAAAUAGAAGAACAGUUUAUGUCAACAUAUGGAAAGGUUACAGACAUGCAAGUGUUCAGUAAAAUAUUAUCUGAGGAUGAAUUAAGAAAUAUAACAGGCUGUAUAGUUUCAAUGGAAGGGGACAUUGUAAGCUGGAAAUACUCGAAUUGGAAAUUGAUUGGUGCUAAGAAAACUUCUUCAGUAGAGAUAUUGGAUUGGACAAAUGAUGUUUGUAAGUCUGCUAAUUACAGCAUUCAUUUAAUACCUAUAAAGCGUUCAAACCAACCUUGGGGAGCACACACUUGUAGCAAGUUAUCUGGUCGUCAGCUGACCUAUGAUACAAAGGAAGAUUUUGAUGAUAUUGUUAAGUAUCUUUCAUCCUCAAGAUUUCAGAAUUCUAGCUGUUCCGCUCAAGAUAAAAAUGGUUACAAUACUGGGGUUUGGUUUGGAACUAAUGAUGAAGAUGAAGAGGGAGUAUGGAGACAUUUUCAUAACAAGAAACAAAUAACUUAUCUAAACUGGUUGCCCGGGAGACCCUAUCUAGGUUCCCAUGAAUAUAAUUGCAUUAGACUGCAUGCUUCCUAUACUGCCACCAACUCAACCUAUUCUCAAGUUAUUGAUGCAAGGAUACUGGAUUCAGAGUGUAAUGGAUAUGACAUGUGCACUGCGUGCAUUGUGGAUUAUCCUGUUAGAAAACUGUUUGUCCGAGGAUUGUGCCAAGCGUCUAUAUUUGACAGAGAAUAUUUUUACAAUAUUGAUUUGGAUGGGUCUAUCUUAUACAUGGGGACAUCAUCUUCUAUUAUCAUAUUUGAUAAGAAAAAUCUUGAAUGGCUUUGGUAUGACAGGAAAGUAAAUUCUAGUGUUGCUUUUUCAACAUCUAAUGAAGACUCACUUCUUCUGGGUGUAAAUAAAUUUGAGUUUAGUGGAGUGAAUUCAGAUCCAUGUAAGAAGGUUGGAGAAUCUACGCUAAAAAUAAUCAAGUUUACUACUUGCUCCCAGAACCAGUUCACUUGUGAUGAUGGACAAUGUAUUGAUAUGGAUGAAAGUUUAGAUGUGACCAAACUACCAACUGUUUGGAUGAGUCAGAUGAAGACGGAUGCCAGAUCAUUUUCCAGAAAGAAAAUUACAAAAGAAUAAUUGUACCCUUCAGGACCUAAUUUAGUUACAU